AUGUUGACAAAGCAAGUGGUGCCUCUGCCACCCCAGAAAUUGUCCCUCUCCUGUUCCCCUUUAAAUGUUACAAAAAUCCCAUCUUUUGUGAAUUUAAAAAAUGGGUAUGGUCAUAGUUGUAGCAUAGUCAAUGCAAUAACUUUGGAUGAACUUCCCCCAAACGCGAUUCGGAGGAAGAGAGAGCCGCAAUGGAGAGGAGGGUUCAGCCUUGGACUCGACUUGGGAUUGGCUCGCACUGGCCUUGCUCUCAGCAAAGGCUUCUCUAUUCGACCUUUAACCGUUUUGGAACUCCGAGGACAGAAGCUUGAGGUUCAGAUUAUUAACAUUGCCGAACAAGAGGAGGUUGACGAGUUUAUAAUUGGGCUUCCAAAAUCUGCUGAUGGAAAGGAAACACCACAGUCGAACAAAGUUCGAAGUGUUGCUGGAAGGCUUGCUGUUCAAGCUGCUGAGAGGGGUUGGAGAGUAUAUCUACAAGAUGAACAUGGGACAACAUCAGACGCCAUAGAUAGAAUGAUUAACAUGGGUUUAAGUAAGUCGUCUCAGAAAAAGAAACUCGAUGCUUAUGCUGCCAUGAUGGUGCUGGAGAGAUAUUUCUCCACUUCAGGUCAGAGUACUGAACUUGUUCUGCCAAAAAAUCUAGAAUUACAAGCAAAACUUCAAAGGGGUCCUCCCAAAGAUGUUGAUUUCUUCUCGGAUGAAGAUUAA
Messenger RNA from Sphenostylis stenocarpa, 705 nucleotides. Lineage: Eukaryota; Viridiplantae; Streptophyta; Magnoliopsida; Fabales; Fabaceae. The record is from the annotation of a GenBank genome assembly.